AUGUCUGAAAAACUUAAAACAAUAAAAAAAUUACCAAGAUUACUAUUAACCAAAUUUCUCACUUUCUCUUUCUUUGUCUCUCUCUCUCUCUCUCUCUCUCUCUCUCUCUCUCUCUCUCUAUCUAUCUAUCUAUCUAUCUAUCUCUCCGCAUAUGAUGUGGGAACAGGUAAGAGUUACGGCAGUUCGUCGGCAGGGGGAUAUAGCUACGGUUCGAGUUCGGGCCUUGGCUCGUCUUCCUACGGUUCGUCUCCCCGGAGCAACUAUGGCAGUGUGGUGAAAGACAAAGUAAAGAAAUUCUCAAACUAUGAGAACAAUUACGGAACAGGUUCCUCCGGUGGGGGACGUGACCGAUACCCGUCCCUAGAUCGCAGCACCAGUUAUUCAGCGAAAAGCGGCACCUCUGACCAUUACGGGAAAUCCGGGUACAUGUCCGACUACGGAGGUAGCACGCGAUCUUCAUACAAUUCAUGGGACCGUACUUCCAAUCGUUCCGGUCGGAGCUACGGAGGUGUCUCCAUGCCUCCGAGCAGAGAGGGUUCACCCUACAGCAGUCGUUCGUCCAAAUACGAGUACAGCAGUAGUGCUUCGCCAUAUUCUUCCCUUUCUUCCUAUAGAAGCGGCUCCGAUGUAUCCCCGAGCGCAAGAAAACUUGAACGACAAGUGUCAGCAUCUUUGGACUAUGGUACUGACUACACACGUCGGAGCCGCUCAAGCCACGCAGACCCAAAACCUUCUUCUAACAGAUCAGUGGACUUCGGAACCGAUUACACACGUAGAUCGUCGUCAGGUCGGUCGUUAGAUACUAGCACCCCAACAUCAACUCGGAACAGUAGACGAGUAGAACCUUCCACUAGUAGCGCAACACGUAGCUACCGAGGCCAGGAGAGUAGCAGUCGCCAAAGAAAAAUCGAAGAAUCUGAUUCUGACGAUAGCUUACCGGAAGCAGAGAAAAAUACACGUGAUUUCAGGUAUCUCAUCUGCAGAGGUACAUCACCCCGUCCAGAAGUGUCACGGGACAGUAACAAAUCUGACUCGAUCGCCAGAACAAAGCGUAUCAAGCUUCCGAAGAAAGAAAGACGAGAAACAUAUCGCCGCUUUCGAAGCAGCGAAGCCCUUACAAAGGACAACUCCACACAAACAGUGACGACUGGUGGUGACCGCGACCAAAACCAGAGGGACAAGAGAUCCCGGCAAGGUCGCGGAGAUAAUAGGGACGGAGGAGGAGGAGGAGGAGGAGGAGGAGGAGGAGGAGGAGAAAGGAUUGAACGGAACGGAGUAGAGGACGGAGGUAAUAACAAAGAGUCGAAAGACGGGUUCCGCACAUUCAGGGAUCGAUUUGAAAAAGCCGGUGGCAAGCCGAUAAAAGGGAUGGGUAGCAGUGGGGGCGGUGGCGAAACAGUUGGUAACGGAUACAACAGGAGAAACAGGGACACUUAUCGUGACUCGGUAGCCGAUGGAACCGUUAGUGAUGCCCCCUCUGAAAGAACAUGGCGUAAGGCGGUCUACGGCGAGUCACCCGCACCAUCCCGUUCGUCGAGACGAAGAGUUCCAGCAGAAGAAUGUGACUCAGACAUGACAAGUGCCUUUGAAGAUGAUGAUAUAAGCUCAAGAUGGAAACCCAGAACAAGCACACCAAACCCCGAGCCCAGACACGAAAAUUACGACUACGAAGAAAGGGGUUCCCGUAAGGAAAAACGCUCUCAAGGGAGCAGUAGAGACAGUCGACACGGCUUUAGUCGCUCUACCUCAAGAGAUAGUAUUCUUGACGACAAGCCAAGACGUCGUCGACAUGGUAGCAAAGAGCGACAGCUUGAUGGUGCCUUAGCCGAAAAUGCAUCGCUGACCCCUGAGAAUCUCUCCCUGAGGGACAGCAUUGAAAAAAAGCAUCCGGGAGUGGGAGCCGAAACUAACAAAGACAGUUACCGGUCCCCGAGACCGGAGAAUCGAGGCGAUUCUCCGGAACGAUCUGGAAUCAAUUGGAAACAGGCAACCCAGAGGCAAGAUUCGCGUUCCGCCCGGGACGAGUCCCCGACUAUGUUUUCGCGAGACUCCUCUCCCAACCGUCGAAAUAAAUAUCGCGCACGCAAACACCCGUCCAAAGGCAAUUCCAAUGAGUUGGAAAGUAGCGAUAUUAGGGACCACUCCUUACCGAACAAAGAUUUCAGAAAAUCGGAAUUAAAUAAAGCUGGUAUUGAAUAUUACCAACGAAACGAGCCGCAGUCUCCAAGAACGCCAGGCUGUAAACUCGGUAAAAGUUCCGGCAGUUCUUCUGACGCCUUCACCAGAGAUGACUCGCCAAAUGCCCAGAACAGACGUGGUGGUCUUGUUUCUAGGCAGACGUCGAACGAUCCAAAUCGAAGAAUCAAGCGAGAAAAUUCCCGGGAAGACCUCUUAGAUGAUCGUUUGGGCAACCAGAGUGGUUCGAGUCCAAGACAGUCGUCGCCUUACAACCGCUUCCGAAGGCAAACAUCGCGUAAAGAUCAAAAUGGAGAUGGUUUGGAAGGAGCCAGUGACAGCGGCGGCUUUUCGCGCGAGGAUUCGCCUAAUCGUUAUGCGAGAGGCGGGAAACCGCCCUUGCCGGGACGUAGUACAAGCAGACAAAGUUCGAUGGAAGACAUGUUGGACGAAAGAAGAGGAACGUCUAGACAAAUCUCCCAAGAGAAAGGGGACAAACGUGUUCCUUCUGGCACAUCAGCUUCUACGGCGACAACUACGAAUACGACAGCCAAAACAGCCAACGAUACGUCACCGACUCCGCAACCGGUAAAAUCCAAGCCUCGAGCCUUCGACAUUUUCAACAAACGUGUUGCCGAAGAUGCCCAAAAACAACAACAACAGCAGCAAGAAUUAUCUAAAAAGGAAGCGACUAAAAAAGAACGAAAGAUCGUCGGGCCAAAAGAGACCAACAACGCCGACCUUUCUGUAGGUAAAAUGAAGUAUGUGCCACCCAAAGCUGAGAUUACCCACACGUCUGAGAUGAUGUGGUCUAAAUUACAGCGACGCAAAGGAGACGUCACUGUGCGAGAUAUUCUAGAUCUAUGCGAGAAGGCUCGGAAACCCAAGAUUAUCCGAGUCCCCGGAUGGGACGGAGAUGACACCAAAUUCCAGGGUUACCAAAAUAUCGACGAAAUGCUAGAUUCAUUUGGUGUUGAAACAUCAAAGUUGGAUGAUUGUGCCUUACAGAUCUUCAGAUACCGUACUGGUGUCAGUGAAUAUGGAAACUAUCUGGAUUUGGAAGCCACCUUAGCUGAACAAGCUGAUGAGCUGGAGGGUUUUGUUGACCAUCGGCAAAAUGCUCUGAUUCUGAGGACCCAAAUUAAUGUCCGUGUUCAUGCUGUGAUAGAAAAACUCCUCAACUCCAGUGGAAGAGAACUUCGACGAGCACUUUUCUCCUUAAAACAGAUUUUCCAGGAUGAUAAAGACUUGGUCCAUGAAUUUGUUGAAAAUGAAGGCCUUGAUUGUCUCAUCAAGGUGGGAGCAGAAUCAGACCAGAAUUACCAGAAUUUCAUUCUGAGAGCUCUUGGUGUUGUCAUGUUGUAUGUGGAUGGUAUGAAUGGAGUAAUCCGACAUAAUUCAACAAUCCACUGGUUGUAUUCAUUGCUUUCAUCAAAACACCGGCUAGUUGUUAAAACAGCUUUGAAAUUACUGUUGGUUUUUGUGGAGUACACUGAAUCAAACACCCAACUCUUGCUCAGAUCUAUCAACAAUGUUGAUAGACGAAAAGGUACCAAACCCUGGUCAAACAUCAUGAAUAUUCUUGAUGAAAAGGGAGGAUCAGAUUCAGAGCUUUUGAAUUAUGCUAUGACUUUGGUUAACAAAGUUCUGUAUGCAAUCCCAGAUCAAGAUACAUUCUAUGAUGUCACAGAUGUACUAGAAGAACUUGGUAUGGAACGGAUCACCAAGAAACACAUGAGGAAGAAAGGAACAGAUGUGGACCUCAUGACGCAAUUCCAGAUCUAUGAUACUUCUUUGCGGCAUGAGGAUGGAAAUGAUGGACUUGAGAUCAGUCAAAUGGAGAAUUUGAGGUUAACUCCACGUGUACCAUGUGAUGAGGAAAGGAAGAGUCGAAGAUAUUCUUCUUCACGGGGCAUCAAAUUUGCUAUACCUGAAUCUGCCUUGAACAAGAUGAAGGGAGCCGAGGAAUACAAACAGAAGAAGAUGAAGGAAAUGCAAAAUAUUCGUAUUGCACCAGAAGAUGCUCCUGAAGAAGAUCUGGCCUCUAUUUACCAUGCCAAAAAGAUGCAAAAAGAAAUGGAACAGCAGAAGAAACGCCAAACCACUGAUCAGAAACCAUCUUCUCUUUAUAUCAGUGCACUGCAAAAGCGACAGGAACGACGGCAACGUCAGCGUUCUUUAAUAAAAGAGCAGGAGGCAAAAGGAGAUGGAGCUUCAGGCCCUGGUGGCUGGCUUAAUACAAUAAUUCGUAGAUUCUCUGCUCCUCCUCCUCCAACUACUACUCCCUCUACACCUACAGACACCACCAUCACCACCACUCCUAUUGAGGAGGAGAAGACCACUGAUUGGUCAAAGCUCCCAAAUAACCUUAGUAAACCAGAAAGUUUGGCUGUUGACAAUCUUGUGGAACAAGACAAGAAAGAGAACUUGUCUCCAAUCCAGAAAUGGCGGGAGGCCAAAAUGGGUACUGGAGUGUAUGAUAGCUUGAUUAACAGGGAGGAAGGAAUUGAUGAUGAGAUCUGGAGGAACAAUCUGAACAUUCAAGGCAAGGGUGAGAUAGAAGCACUGUCUGUUGAAGCAAGUCCAAAUAAACCUCGAAUGCAGCAGCUGAUUCAACAACGCAGAGAGCAAGAACAGGCAGAUCUAAUGGAGGAAAAAGCUAUCAACAGCAUCCGACAACGGUUCAAGCCAAAGCCUGAGGAGACACCAGUUACUCCUGAGCCAAGCACUGCACAAAUUGAUAAGCCAGGAGUUUUCAGCAAGAAAAUGGAGGACACUAGCCAGAAGGCAGUGGUAGUACCAGCUCCAGCUCCAGCUCCAGCUCCAGCCCCUGCACCGGCCCCACCUAAGUUACCAGAGAUCCCAAAGGUUGAGCCAAAAAAGACAGAAGGGGACAUUGAGUGGGAGAAAAUCCACAAGCGCCUCUGCCGGCCACUUCGGAUUAAGAACAUGGACUUCUCAGAUCUGAAACCUGAUGAAGAUAUGGACAUUUUUGCAACUCCACCAGCCCCUGCUGGAGUGCCACCUCCACCGCCACCACCCCCAGGUGGCAUGCCUCCACCACCACCUCCUCCUCCGGGAGGCAUGCCACCACCACCACCACCUCCUGGCAUGCCUCCUCCACCUCCACCUAUGAUGGCAGGUGGUAUGCCUCCACCCCCUCCACCACCCAUGGGAAUCCAUCCAUCUCCACCCCCUACCACCAUUAAGAAAAACAAAAAGACCCUCAAGCUUCAUUGGAAACCAUUACAAAAUCAUAUCCCUCACCCUGUCACAAAAGGUGAAACCAUCUGGAAUAAGCUUGCACCAAUUAAAAUUGACACUCAGAAACUUGAACAUUUGUUUGAAUCCAGAACCAGUGAACUCAAGCAAAAGAAAGCUGACACAUCAACCAAAAAGGAGAUUACGGUCCUUGAUCCAAAGAGAUCUAAUGCCAUUAACAUUGGUCUCAAGGUGCUACCCCCUCCACGAACAAUAAAAGCAGCUAUUCUUAAGAUGGACAGUUCAGUCAUGAACAAGGAGGGAAUAGAGAAAAUUUUGUAUACAAUGAUUCCAGCAGAGGAAGAGAAGACCCAAAUUUUAGAUGCGCAAAUGAUGUAUCCUGACACACCCUUAGGGACUGCUGAGCAGUUCCUGCUUAUUUUGUCAUCAAUUAGUGAGCUGCAGGCACGGCUUCGUUUAUGGUUGUUCAAAUUAGACUAUGAAACAUUAGAACAGGAAAUUGCAGAACCUCUGAUGGAUCUGAAGAAAGGAAUUGAAGAAUUACUGGUCAAUAAAACAUUCAAGUAUAUUUUGUCUGCUGUGCUAGCAAUUGGAAGCUUUUUGAAUGGAACACAGGUCCAAGGUUUUACCUUUGACUAUUUAGCCAAAGUCCCAGAAGUAAAGGACACUGUCCACAAACACUCACUGCUGCAUCAUUUAUGUACAAUCAUCAUUGAACAGUUCUCUGAUGCUACUGACCUCUACUCUGAAAUUGGAGCCAUAAACCGGUGUGCAAAGAUUGACUGGGAAGAACUGGCUGAUAAAUUGGAAAGAAUGGAAUGGGACUGCAAAAAUUCUUGGGAACACCUAAAAGCAGUUGUUAAGCAUGAUGGCAACUCUGUACUUAAGACCAAAAUGUAUGAAUUCCUGAAAGAUGCUGCUGAGAGGAUCAUGAUCCUAAAAAUCAUUCACCGAAGAAUCCUUACCAGAUAUCAAAAGUUAUUACUUUAUAUGGGUCUUCCUGUGAAUAUAGCCAAAGAACAGAAAAUUUCUCAGUUCUGUAAGGUGAUCAGUGAAUUUGCUUUAGAGUAUCGAACAACCCGAGACAAGGUCAUGCAACAACUCCAGAAGAAACAAAACCAGAGAGAGCGCAAGAAGACACGAGGGAAAAUGAUUUUGGGGACUGAGAAAUUUUCCCCCAAAGCCAAAGACAAUACCACUGAUGAUGCUCUGCAAAAAUUAUUGGCAAAUGGUUACACAAGUGCAGAUGAACGAGGUUUGCCUGGUCAGCUGAUGAGAAAAAAAGUUGGACGGGGCUGCAUGACAACAGAUUCUGAAAUGUGUGAUACUGGUGAUGAUGAAAUACUUGAAGCCUGUGUACGAACAGCUGCUGCACCUUUAAAAAGGCCCCCAAAAGACAGAAAACGGUCACGAGCUGGGCCUCGAAAAUCACUGCGUCGAACACUGAAGGGAGGCCUGGACUUGGAAGAGCUUGAAACCAUUGCCGCUUAUCAGGAAGAAUUUCUCUCUCUCCCCACCUCCUCUCUCUCUCUCUCUCUCUCUCUCUCUCUCUCUCUCUCUCUCUGCUCAGUACCAAAAUGA
This is a messenger RNA of Acanthosepion pharaonis, 6978 nucleotides long. Lineage: Eukaryota; Metazoa; Mollusca; Cephalopoda; Sepiida; Sepiidae. The record is from the annotation of a GenBank genome assembly.